Messenger RNA from Andrographis paniculata, 2944 nucleotides. Its product is annotated as omega-amidase, chloroplastic-like. Lineage: Eukaryota; Viridiplantae; Streptophyta; Magnoliopsida; Lamiales; Acanthaceae. The record is from RefSeq and is a predicted model, not a curated record. Gene Ontology annotation, molecular function: omega-amidase activity. The transcript has 11 exons. Bases 32 to 1159 code for a protein of 375 amino acids. Gene Ontology annotation, cellular component: mitochondrion. Gene Ontology annotation, biological process: L-glutamine metabolic process; oxaloacetate metabolic process.
UUGUCUUGUAGAACCUGAUGAGCGAUGAGAGAUGAGCCCAAGGUCGGUGUUCUGGUCGUCGUCUCUGCUUGCCCGGGCCCGGACUCGGACUCGUCGCCAUUCGCACGCUGCUAUCGUGCUCCGCCCAAUCAUCUCGUCCCUUCCCCUUUCACGUACAAGAUUUCGAUUUCUCCCCAAUUCCAUUUCCACUCCAACUCUUCUUCUUAAGUUCACCCCUUGUGCUUCUCUGUCGUCCAUGGGUUCCGCAGAUAAAGCGCGCGUGCCCCCAGCCCAGCACUCGCCCUCCCCCCCGAUCACCAAGUUUAUGGUUGCGCUGUGCCAAUUGAAAGUGACUGCAGACAAGGAGAAGAACAUAGUGCACGCUCAAGCUGCAGUGGAAGAAGCUGUCGACAAAGGGGCAAAGCUAGUUCUGUUGCCUGAGAUAUGGAACAGUCCAUAUUCAAAUGAUAGUUUUCCAUUGUACGCCGAGGAUAUUGAUGCUGGCUUUGAUGCAUCCCCAUCAACUGCCAUGUUGUCUGAAGUUGCUAGCCGCCUGAAAAUCACGAUUGUCGGAGGCUCGAUACCCGAACGGAGUGGGGAUAAGCUGUAUAAUACUUGUUGUGUAUUUGGACCUGAUGGAAAGCUAAAAGCUAAACACCGGAAGAUUCAUCUUUUCGACAUCGACAUUCCUGGAAAGAUUACCUUUAAGGAAUCCAAGACUCUUACGGCCGGAGAAAGUCCCACCAUUGUAGACACAGAGGUUGGCCGAAUUGGAAUUGGCAUCUGUUACGACAUUAGAUUUCAGGAGCUGGCAAUGCUCUAUGCAGCAAGAGGUGCUCAUUUGAUUUGCUAUCCGGGAGCAUUCAAUAUGACAACUGGACCUUUGCAUUGGGAGCUAUUGCAAAGAGCAAGGGCUGUGGAUAAUCAGUUAUAUGUAGCAACUUGUUCGCCUGCACGGGAUGCUUCUGCCGGAUAUGUUGCCUGGGGUCACUCUACCCUCAUUGGCCCUUUUGGAGAAGUUCUUGCAACCACAGAACAUGAGGAGACAAUAAUCACCUCAGAAAUAGACUAUUCUCAGCUUGAUCUCAGGAGAACAAACCUGCCGCUGGAACAGCAAAGGCGGGGCGAUCUUUACCAGCUGGUAGAUGUCAAGAGGUUGAACUUGAAUCCUGAAAACUGAUGAGAGGCUGCUGAAAAUUUGAUUCAGAUUCCGAUCUGUCUGUUUAGGUACGUACAUACAUUAUGAUCCACUCUAUAAUCUGAUGCACCAUAAUUCAUUAGAUGACACAUUCUUGAUCUUUUGCUACAUAUGUUAUUAUGUUACUCGUUACUCAGCUUCCGAACCAUUAAAAAAACAAACUCUUUACAUCUGCAUUCACCUGUACAUAUACACACCUUAUCUGGUCUAAAGAAAUCCCAUCUGAUGGACGAGGUCCUGUAAAUCCUCGUCCCACUGAUCGGGUGUUUGAGCAGUCAACUCUUCGAUUUCCACAUCUGCUGGUUCAUCUCCGCCAAGCCAUUCUUCGGCGCGAUCAUCACUUAGUAACUCCUCCCAUAUAUUCUCUGCCGCACCCGACUUCACAUCGCUACUUGCUUCAUCAUCAAUGGUCACAACCUCCUCUAGGUUGUCGACACUGGGGCUGGGGCUCAUGGUCAGUCUUCUCUUGUGGCCUACUUUGAUGCACAUGUCGCGCAUCAUUGCAUACUUGUGGAUGUAGUGCUGAAGGAAAGAAGGGUUUUUGAAGGCCCGGGCGAGGAAACUCAUCAUCUGCUGCUGCUUUUUGGCCGUGCUGUCGAUUCGUUCUUCCAUUGCCAUGAUUCUCUGCAUCGACUUGUGCUGCUGGUGCUUCAGUUUGAGUAUCUCUGCCGUCAACAGGCUGCGGUCCCGUUUCAGCCUGGCGAGCUCCUGCUCGGUCCCUGCCCCGGCCAGGUAGCUGCAUCCCUGGUCGACGCAGCAGCCGGCUCUGGCUGCAUUGGCAUUGGCAUUCGUCCGGCGCCUGAUUGUGGUGAGGAGAUACUUGUGCCCUCUUAGAAACCCUUCAUUGGCAAAUUCCCAUCUGUCUGGAUCCACCUUCCUGAAGCCCUGCGGGACAACACAACACAAGUCAUUGAAUUUGUUUGUUUGAUUGAUCGAAAUGUGUGGUAGUGGUACUGACGUAUGUGUUGAGCUGGCGAAUGAAGCUGGAGAAGUUGGCAUGCUUGAAGUAUCUGGGGAGGAGAGUGGUGGAGAGCUUGUGAUAGUCCCAGACUAUGAAGCUGUUCUUGGACAGGCUCCAUGAGAUGACUGCAUCCGUCGAGGGAUCCUCCACCAUCUCGUAUGUCUUCAUCAGGAAUGGGGGAGCAGGCCCCGCCUGGUUGAGAUUGUUCUGGCCCAGCCUCAGCUCCAUUGGCAUUGGGGAAGAAGAAGAAGAAGCAGAGGAAGACGAAGACGACCAUUCCUCCUCCACCUUCACUUUCAGAAUGUUCGCGAAGGUGGGAUAUAUCACUGGGAUAGACGAUGGAUACUUGGAGCAUCGGAGCUACACUUGUCUUUUGUGGGGACGGGGAUAGUCAGUGUCACAGAAACUUGUAGCUCAUGAAGAAACGUCCAGAAGCUUCUCUAAGAGUUGAAGGAGGUAAGAAAUCCAAAGAAAGAUUCUUCCAGAACAAUUUGCAGCGCCGCCGCCGUCCUCUUCUUCAUCUUGGUCGGUCGUCGUCAUCAUCCCCCCCUCCGUCUCUUCUCUUGGGGCAAGAAAAAUCCUCUUUUAACGGCGGUCCAACCACAUACUUCUUACUUGGAAUUCUCUAAUAGGUGAUUGAGUAUGCUCGAUCAUAGCUUAUAAUUGACUUCUUGAUCCAAAAUAGAAUUCUUAUGAUCGUUUUAACUAAUUAAUUCAUGGGAUUCCAAGUUGUACUUGGCCAAUUUUAUAACCUUAUUGAGAGUUUUGCAAUGAGAUUUCUUGUCAAGUGACCUCCCAUCAGAUCA